UUUCUCUCAUUUCAAAUCUGGUAUAUGAUUUGUUGUUCUUUUGUUGGAGAUUAUAUAUAUUAAUUUCUUGCUGUUUCGGAUCUCUUUCAAGGCAGCAGCCUCCAUCUUCUAAUAUCUUUUUGACCUCUUCCUUUAUUCCAAGAGUAUUUGUGUUCUUAGUCUUAGAAAUUAGAAUAAGUACUUCUUCAUAAUACAGUUCUUAUGGUUUGAUUGGCGUCCUCCUCAUCCUUUACACAGAGGCUAGUUAUCAAAAGUUUAAUCAAUUUUGUGUGCGUUUGAUAAGUAAAAAAAAUGGCAAGAAUAUGCACUGAACUUGUAAGGUUGGAAACAUAUAUUGAAGAACUUAGCUAGCUAGGGACCAUUUGCUUCAACCGUUGCAAAUGAGGUUUGAUCGUUGCAAGUAAUAUGUUGGAAUUUAAAUCUCAUUAUUUUGGAUUCUUUGUUUAGUUAAUUAGAAGAGAUAUCAUGUGGGAGACUAAUAUUUAAAUCAGAAACAAUCAUUAACUGAUUAUUAAUUAGUGAUCAGACACGGUCUUAAUUUCCGUAAUACUAAUAUUACCGUUCCUUCCCCAGCCACUCACUGAAGCUUGAUUCUUCAACCUUGCUUCUUGAAAUAGGCCAAAAUAGUAGAGCAGGAGUCAACCAAGAAUACUUUUAUAUAAUUCGGUGCAACUCACGUGGCAGACAAGGUCUUGCUAGUCAGAGCAAAAAGAUAUAUUAUCCUCACUGCCUGCCAUUUUUUUUCUGCUAGCUACCUCAAAUUUCCACAAGAAAAUUAUAUCUAUGCGGAUUCUAUGGUCGUAAAAUUAAUUUCUCCUACUGCUUGCGUUAUCCACUGCCAUCACUAUUGAUGACUGUCGAGUGGUCAUCGUGCCUUUUUCAUGCUCUUUAUAGACUAUAUAAACCAGCCAAACCAAACCACAUCGCUUAGCGCCAUCGUUUGUCUGGCAAUUCAUGUGCUUGCAAUACCCUCAUCAUGGGACAGAAUAUGAUUAUAGUAAUGGUGAAUUGGGUGCGAGAGACAUUCAUAUUUUUCAUUUUAGCAAUAUUUUCCAAGGCAAUUGGCACAAAUGCUUACUCGAGAAGAAGUGCACCAGCUGACAGUGUCCCUAACGAGUGCUUGAGCUGGAGAAUGGCGGUGGAGACCAACAAUGUGCGUGGAUGGCGCACCGUCCCAACUCAUUGCCUUGGCUACAUUGAAACUUACAUGAUUGGCGGGCAAUACGAGCAGGACGUUAACUAUAUCGUGGAACAAAUAGAGAGCUACGUUAGGGAUCUAGUUGUGGGUGGCGAUGGCAUGGAUGCUUGGAUCCUGGAUGUUGAUGACACCUGCAUCUCAAAUAUCUUUUACUACAAGGGAAAGAAAUACGGGUGUGACCCUUAUGAUCCUUCGGCUUUCAAGGCAUGGGCAAUGAAGGGAGGGUGUCCAGCGAUUCCUGCUGUACUUGGAUUGUUUACCAAGCUGAUCGACAGCGGAUUUAAGGUGUUCCUGCUAACUGGAAGAGACGAGGAGACGCUAGCCCCCUCCACCAUUGCUAAUUUGCAUAACCAAGGAUUUGUCGGCUAUGAAAGGGUGAUUUUUAGGACCCAACCUUUCAAAGGGAAAAGUGCGGUGGUUUUCAAGUCUGAAAUUCGAAAGCAAUUAAUGGAAGAAGGGUACAGGAUAUGGGGGAAUGUUGGCGACCAAUGGACUGAUUUGCAAGGAGAAUGUUUGGGCAACCGAACUUUCAAACUCCCGAAUCCAAUGUAUUGUGUUCCUUAAUGAAUCCAAAAACAAUAGGGAAUGCCCCUGCCUCCGCCUCUGCCUCUGCAAUAACACUUGACAUUGGCCUUCUCACCAGCAAUGGGCUUCUUCUUCUUCAUGUUUACUCGUUGACCAAAAUCUCAACCUACAUUUGACGUGUAAUCCUUGGUCACAAUGAAUUAAUUAAUGUAACAAUCAUUAACCAUUUAUAGAAAAAAAAAAUAAAGAGAGGAGCAAAUCAAUGCUCACUUGGUAUUUUCAAAUAAAAAGAAAAAACUAUUCACACCGAUUAAUUCAAUUGAUAAGAAUUUUGUUAUUAAUCACGUAGGAUUAAGCUCAAAGCAAACUUUCGACCAUGUUAAAAAAUUGUUUAUAAAUUUCAAACUAAAGAUUACAAGAG
Molecule: messenger RNA, 2144 nt
Organism: Durio zibethinus
Lineage: Eukaryota; Viridiplantae; Streptophyta; Magnoliopsida; Malvales; Malvaceae
Product: acid phosphatase 1-like
Molecular function (GO): acid phosphatase activity
Source: RefSeq, a predicted model, not a curated record